Molecule: messenger RNA, 1163 nt
Organism: Vitrella brassicaformis
Lineage: Eukaryota; Vitrellaceae
Source: the annotation of a GenBank genome assembly
UCAAAUCAAGUCGUCCCCCUCAUCCUCGCCGCCCAUGAUCAUUCGCGCCGCCUCUCGCUGCAGGUCUUCAAGACCGGCGACGGGCACGUCGACCUCGAAUUUGAGCUUCGCUGCCACCGUACGGAAUUCAAGCAGACCGGCCUUGGUUUCGAUUGGCGACCCUCCGCCCCCGGCGGGCGGCUUGAGGCCAAGCAGCAUUGGGAUGCCCGCAUCCAUCACGCCGUCGAACACUCGUAGCUGUAGAAGUCGAACAACCUGAUACAAACGACGCUCUGGAUCGAGCAAAACAUGACAAAGUGUCGCAUGUAUGCUCGUCAGUGCAUCGCUGCCGUUCCUUACCCAGAAAGAUAGCGUCAGCCUCGAAGGUGUCGUCAUAGUGGGCGAGCACGAAGAUCACAAACAGGUGCAGAACAGUCCUGGCCAUACAGGGACAGCAUUAAUUCAUGUGUGCGUAUGGAUGCAUGUGUGUGAGUGUCUUACUCUUUGAACGAGAGUGGGGGGCCGCUGACGCUCUCGAACAACCUGCGCUUGGUGAAUGUGUUCAGCGGCUCGGUGUAUCGACGACACCCCUUCCAUCACCAUGCCGCAGCCACCGACUCCUCCAUCCCUCGCCUGCCCAUCUUCACUCCCUGCAACCCCACCAGGGCCGGCGCCAUCAAAAUCGAGAAUGUCUACAUCGUCGUGCACAACAUCCCCAGCCCCAUGCGCUAUGAGCUGAUGAUCCUCUUCGCGAGUGCCGACCUCACCUCCCCCAGUCACGGCAAGCCGGCCGGUCUGGACGCCGUCAGCAGCCGCCUCAUCGAAUUCCUGCGACUGCUUUGGGCGGGCAUCGAGAUGGACGUCUAUGACGCCGAGGAGGGACGGAUGAGGACGAUGCUGGUUCAGGAGGGACGGAUGAGGACGAUGCUUGUAGUGAGGGUUAACUUCAGUGCCGAAUCACCCUACAAGCGCCACAUUGCCAGAAAACUGACCCAGGGGGGUGGGAAACUGUGUUCUGUGCGGAAAACCGGGGCCCCAUGCGGAAAACUGAGCCAGGGGCCCGGAAAACUGGUGAUCUGCAGUGGAAAACUGACCACCUGCGUGGAAAACUGGCGCUCCCACGUGGAAAACUGGCCAUCCGACGUGGAAAACGGGUUCUCUGCCGCCUGUACCCAGUUUUCCAU